Aspergillus bombycis is the source of this 387-nucleotide messenger RNA. Its product is annotated as YwbE family protein. The transcript has 2 exons. The record is from RefSeq and is a predicted model, not a curated record. Bases 1 to 387 code for a protein of 128 amino acids. Lineage: Eukaryota; Fungi; Ascomycota; Eurotiomycetes; Eurotiales; Aspergillaceae.
AUGCCCCGCGUCCCCACAACCAGAGAAGUUGUGCCCGGUGCACCCGUCAACAUCGUCUUAAAAGCUGACCAACCAACCGGUCGCACCGUCUCGGGCACUAUCGCCGACGUGCUCACCCGCGGAAACCAUCCCCGGGGUAUCAAAGUCCGGCUCACGGAUGGCCGGGGACAAAGGACAAGAAGGACCACCUCCGAAGCAGAGCUUCCUUCGCAGAAUAUCGGUCUAGAUGCAUAUAUGGUUAGUGCAAGACCGCGGCGGGGUGCACGUCGAGAUGAACCUCAACAACCCGUGCACAAUGGUUCGGUCGUGACUUGCCCUGUUUGUGGGGUGUUUGAGGGCGACGAAACUGCUGUUGCGCAUCAUGUGGCUGGGCAUUUUGCGGAUUGA